Messenger RNA from Rhodotorula graminis WP1, 329 nucleotides. RefSeq lists its product as uncharacterized. The transcript is spliced from 4 exons. Lineage: Eukaryota; Fungi; Basidiomycota; Microbotryomycetes; Sporidiobolales; Sporidiobolaceae. The record is from RefSeq and is a predicted model, not a curated record. Bases 29 to 274 code for a protein of 81 amino acids.
CUGCCACAGCUCCGAGCCCGCUUGAACGAUGCCUGCCCCGCAGAGUGCCCUCCCCGACAACUUCCUCGAGAUCAAGGAGCAGCGCGAGGAGACGAUCCGCCAGUCGUGGAUCGGCGUCAUGGAGGCCAAGCUCGUGCGCGAGGAGCUCCAGAAGUGCUGGCGGACCGAGGGCGUCAACCACUACGAGGUGUGCCACCCGUUGACGGAGAAGUACCUCGACCUCCUGCGGACAAACCGGAUCGAGGGCUACACCAAGCUGGACUUCAAGGCAUGAAGGAGAGGAGCGAGUAGCUGGGCUGUGCAACACGAGCAGGAGCGGUUCUCGAGGA